GGUCCUAGAACCCCCGAGAGCAUAUGACAAAAUUUUACAUUGCAUGUAAUGUCUAUUCUUAUAUCUCGUCUGUGUUAUAAUCGUAUGACACGAGUAAACGUUCGAAACAUUCUGAUAAACGGUUGAAUGGAAUCAAAAUAGUUUUUGUCUGAAUCAUUUAACCGUGAAAACUAUUACAAGAUAAUACAUUUGUCCCUAUGUCAGUACAGUUCUCGUGAUGUGUAUAUACCAUGUAAAUGUAGAUACAUAUAUGUACCUAUAUUCGUGAAACGAACUUUAUAAUUUAGAGAUCUAUUAUAUUGUAUAACGUUUAAAAAAACAAUGAAAGGAUGCCAUGGAUGAACACAAUAAUGACCCUUAUGAGCAGCAACUUUACGCUGUGUUUCAAAGUUGCUUGACAAAAGGAGAAACUGAACUACAAGAGGAUAAUUGGCUCACUUUGUGCCAUAAAUUACAUCUUACGGAACAAAGCGAAGAAUUGAAAUCCUGUAUUCAACGUCACACACAAGAAAAGCAAUCUAUAUCAUUCCAAGAGUUUAGAACAGCUUUAUUAACUUUAUUAGACAAGACACAGGAAUUAGUUGCUCAUACCGAAAAAGAUUUUGCAGCAGAGUCACAAAGUAAUUUAAAUUCAUCCAAUGUAGAUAACAAAAUUUGUAGCCAGCUAUUACCUAAUAAUUCCAGAUCUACUGUAGAUAUUCUUAAUCCAAAAACAGGUGUAACAUUGGAUGAAAAUAGAUUGAAGUGUUUGUGGGAAAAGAUAAAUAACUGUUUAAAAGAAAAUGUAGAUUGUGCAACAAUGUAUUUCAUAUCUAAUUGUUUAGGAAUUCCAGCGCUUCCAAAACAAAUCACACAAUGCAUCUUUGAAAAACUUGACCAGAAUUGUGAUGGAUUAAUCAGUUUAGAUGAAUUUUUCAUUAUAUUUCAAAACAGAACAGCCAUGGAAGAACAAUUAAUAUUGGAUAAAAAUAAUGAGUCCAUAAAAGAAUUAAUUAAAUCAGAUUUUAGGAAACGUACUUUUGAUUUGCACACAUCUCGUAAAGCUAGCUUUACAAGAAAUAAUACAUAUUUAGAUGCAUGGAAAGUUUCUGGUCUUACAAAUACAUCUUUAUUAUCAGAUAGAAGUAUCAAAUCUUCAGAAACUUGUUUAUCCAAUUUAACAACUACUUUGUGCGAAGAAUUGAAGAAUUUUAAUGAUUCAUUAGAUCAUUCUACAAUUCGAUCACAUAUUAUGUUGUUGCGAGAUGUUUUGAUACUUUAUCAAGAAGAAUUACACAGUUUGAACCUUAUGGUAGAGAAUAAAAAUGGUGAAAAAGAGAAAUUACGUACAGAUAUCAUAGAAGCUAAUGAACGUGCUAAUGCACUUGCUCAAGAAAUUGACGAGCAACAUACACAGCAAGAAGCUGUUCUACAAAAUUUGCGAAAACAGCUUGAACAACGUCACACCGAAGUUGUACAAGAUCUUUCCAAUCAACUUAGUUCUGAACGAGAAGUAAAUGCUAGUCUUCUCAAGACAAAGGAUGACCAACUACAAAUAUUGCAGAAAGAAAAUCAUGAAAUCAGAAAUAAAUUUGUAAAUACUUUACAAGAAAAUCAAGUUCUAGAAGCAGAGAAUGAAAAUCUUCGUAGUAAAAUAGAAAAGUUAAAGCAAUCAAACAAUGAAUUACGAAGUUUAACGAAAGUAUUGUCAACAGAAUACGAUGAGUCGCAGGAUAUAGAGGUGAAGCAUCAACAGGAAGUUAUAUUUUUAGUUGAUCGUAUUAAACAACUGCAAUCAGAAGCUGUUUACUUACGAGAUCAAAAUGAUGAACUUACUAUAGAAUUGGAAACUUUAAAAUUGCAUCAGAAUCAUAUUAAAGAUACAAGACAAAAUAAUGUAGAAGAUGACUGUACUACAAACAUACAAUUAGAUGAGACUGAAGAUAAAGGAGCAUUUACUGCAGAUAUAGAAGAAGAUUUAGAUGUACUUUUCAAACAUUCCACAUCUAUGCCUUGUACUUUCAAUGAAGAAGAGAACACAAAAAGCUAUAAAAAGAUAGAUUUUAAAAAAUUUAAAGACUUGGUUACAAAGCAAUUAAAAAAUAUAUUAGCAAACAACGAUGCGUGCACUUUAGACAAUUGUACGUUUAGAAAUGAAAUCUCAGGAAUGAUUACGAAACUACAAUCAAAUAUGCCAAAUUUUAAAGAAACAGAUUCUGUGAAAAGUAUCGCUUCUGAAAUGCAUACAGAAUGUGAAGAACGAACAAGUGAAUCGUUAAGAGAUUUUGUUGUUCCCAAACAUAAAAAUUCCCUUUCUGUUAAGCGAAUUACAGUAACAAAUAAUAAUGAUAAUAACUUUAAUAUCGAUGAUAAUUUUAACAGUCCGGACACAAAAAAUGUAUCACAGAAUAAAGUUCCAAGUCUUAGAGAUUAUCCUCCUCGCAAAGAAGAACAUACAACCGUUGAUCAUUCGAAAUCAAGUAAAGAAAAAGAUUCUUCGCUUAAUAUAAAAAUCAUUAAUGACGUGAACGUGAAAUGUAAUCCAAGUUUAAUAAAACAUGAAUCGAUUGAAGAUGUUAAUUUCUUAAAAAUAAGGAUACAAGAACUUGAAGUAACACAUGCCGCAGAAAAGAAACUAUUAACUGAACAAUGUGCAGAAUUGGAAAGAAGUCUUGAGCUGUUAAAAAUUGAAUAUGAAGAAUGCGAAGACUACUGGACCGCUAAACUGGAAGAAGAAAGACAACUUUUUGAACAAGAACAAAAAAUUAGCGAUGAAAAGUUUUCAGAGCUUAUAACAAAAAUGGAAGAAUACGAAGAAUUAAUUUGUCCAAUAGACAAAGUAAAAAAUAAUGGUCGUUUAUCUCCAAUUGAAGAAAAAUUUAAUUUAGAACAACAAUAUUUAGAUCUUGUAGAGGAAUUUGAAAAAUGGAAAGCGCAAGCAGAAAAAGAAAAGUUUCAAAAAGAUAAAGAAAUCGAUGAAUUACGCGAAUUGAAGUCUUUAGAACGACCGCAAAUGACUGAUAUAUCCGUUCAAGUAACAGACGAUCUUAUUUCGUUUUCUCCAUUAAUACAAUCAAGUUAUGUUCCUAAUAAUUUGUUCAACAUUCAACCGUCCACUGAAUUUACAUCUAAGUUUACACAAUGUAAUGAUAAUAUUAGUAAACUAUCGGAAGAAUUUAAAUUCAAUCGAACUCUGGAAUCUUCAGGCUUAGCCAGUGACUUCAUUCCCAGAGUAAAAAAAGAACACGUUGGCCUUACCGAUUGUAAUUCACGUCAAACGUCUAUAGAAUAUUCUAUAGCAGAUUUAAAUAGUACAUGUAAGAUUGAAAAACCAGCAUCCCAAUGGAAGAUGACAGAUGCUAAUGGAAAGUUUCCAAAAGAAGAAUGUAUGCGUAACAUAGAAUAUGAUUUAAUGCAAGAUUCAUGUAAACUACAGAAUUUGAAAGCAACAAAUAGUCAGUGCGUGAGAAAUGAUGUACAACCGCAACUGUGUUGUGUUAAUGUGAAUGUAUUGCAGAGUUUAAGUAUGAAACUUCAGGCACAAGAAUAUAAAAAGCAUCAGUUGCAAGAAUGUUUUAAGCAACAAAAGUACCAAAUUGAACGUGUACUGCAACAUAUUAUAUCUCAACAUCAAUUAGAAGUCACACAAUUACAGUAUUUGCUACGUAAUACCCAAGAACGGCUUCAAAUAGAAUCACAAACAAGUGCGGAACAGGCAGAACGAUUGGUACGAACUGACUUACUAGUAAAAGAUUUGUAUAUAGAAAAUGCAUAUUUAUCAGCCAAUCUGAAACGUUUACAACAGCAUUACAUGUUAAAAGGAUUAAAUCCUGAAUCUACUUCAAUAUGAUACUGUAAACAGUUGUUAGUAAUACCGUAUUAUCGACUUAAAUAUUGCAAAGUUUGCCUACUUUAAUACCGCAAAAUUAUGCCUAAAAAAUUCCGAAAUUAUUCCCCGUAUGAAAAUAAUGAUGCUCCAACAAUAUUAGUGAGAAUAUUAAUAGGAAUCUUCACUAUCUUUUAAUGUCAAAGUGCGAUUCAGGGACAAUAUGAAUUUAUUUAUGUUACUAAUUUUAUUGAGCAUUCUUUUCUUUUUAGAUAGAAUUUCCUUAAAGGAUUUAUUAGUAAUCAGUAAGAUUGUUAAUUUUAGUUUUCUCAGAGCUGAUUACUAAUAUUAAAUUGACAUUGGUUUAUGUUAUAUAUUAUUCAUUCAUGUUGCUUUCAACAUUUCUAUGUACAUACGCAUAUUAUGCAAAUAGAUUAUACAAAUGUUCAGCUCUACAUUAAGAUCAUUUAUGUAUUUAUAUUGCUUUAAUAUUCAAUGUGAUUUACUGUAAUAUUAUAAUAUAAUACGAUCAAUGGACAGCAGAUUUGUAUGCGAAUAUCGAUUUUUAUAGAUUACAAAUACUGAAAUAAGAAAAUUUAUUUCGUUACCGAAGAAAUUUUCUAACUUAAUAUAAGAAUUUCAUUAAUCUUUGUUAAAUUAUAAUAAUUAUUUGCAUAC
This is a messenger RNA of Nomia melanderi (Alkali bee), 4483 nucleotides long. RefSeq names its product blastoderm-specific gene 25D (gene Bsg25D). NCBI's taxonomy places the organism in Eukaryota, Metazoa, Arthropoda, Insecta, Hymenoptera, Halictidae. Gene Ontology annotation, biological process: microtubule anchoring at centrosome. Gene Ontology annotation, molecular function: calcium ion binding. The record is from RefSeq and is a predicted model, not a curated record. Gene Ontology annotation, cellular component: centrosome.